AUGAGUCUCCUCGUUUGGAAAUUUUCCAAACAAUCUCCCAGUUUGGUUAUUUUUUGUUUUUUCAUCUAUAAAACAAUCGAAUCGUUGUUGCAAUCGGCCAAUCGGUUACAUCUGUACUCGACCGUCUGCCAGGCUGUAGUCAACCGGACCAUCGACGGGCAUUUGUGCGAUCUGAAAGAGCACAGAUCAUCCGAAUCAAAUCUGACCAUAAUUCCAUUUGAAUGGGCUCAUUUUGUUCGUUUUCGUGUGAACACAACCGUCGAUGAUCUGGGUCAAUUCAAUGAGGAUAAAGAAGCGCUGGUUCAACGCAUGUCCGGGAAUUAUUUAAUCGUUUAUCGAAUAUUAUUCAAUUUACCUGCAAUGAUCACUUGUUUACUGUACGGAUCCGUGUCCAAUCGGAUCGGUCGAAAAUGGGCCAUGAUCAUACCGUGUAUCGGAUCGGUGAUUGCAUGUGCCUGGUUCGGGGCAGCUCUGUAUCCUCAAAUUUCACGGAUCCCAGGGGCUAUCAGUUUCAUUCUGAUCGGGGCUUUGUGUUACGGUUUGUGCGGGAAAAGUAACGCGAUGAGUAUGGGUGCAAACAGUUACAUCACAGAUUUGAGUAGUACAGAGGAAAGAACCAAACUGUUGGGUCGAUUGAUGGGUGUGAAUUUUUUCGGCCUGUGUAUCGGGGCCGGACUGUUGGCCAUAUUCUCACGAUAUCGUGGAAUUGCGGAAAUUUUGAUGUUUGUCAGUGCGUGUGACUUGUUCCUUAUCAUUGUCUUAUUGUUGUUGGUACGAGAAUCCCUCCAAAAACCGUUGGAGCAACCGAUCUUAGAGACAAGAUCUAGUCACAUGCAAAUGGUCGUGGAGGAAGACGAACCGAGAAAGGCGGGCUGCGGUGGCUUCAUUUCUCAUGCUUGGCGAACCAUUAGAAAAUCGUACGAGUUUUUAUUUACUCCGGAUAUGCACCAGUUACGUCCGGUUUUGUUAUUUCUGUUCGCCUCUGUGCUGUUCAAUCAGUUGACCAAAUCCGGUGAACAGGAUGCCAUACUCCUGUUUGUGACCAAUCGACCAUUUCACUGGACAGCUGAAUGGUACGGUUACUAUCUAACCGUUUAUUACGGAUGUAUGGCACUCCUGCUUACGCUUUUCCUACCCCUGAUCGAAUCCAAAUUAGCUCCACAUGAUAGUACCCUGAUUGUGAUCGGAUUGUGCUUCAAAAUUGCCCGUCUCUUAUGCAUGGGUUUGACCGGGAGUACACUUCUACUAUUCAUCUCCGCUGUGGCCGGUUCUGUGGCAGGGUUCAUCAGUUCCGGUACGAGAGCACUGAUUAGCAAGCUGGUCAGGGGCAAAGAUGUCGGGGCGAGUUUUGCACUGGUCUCCUGUAUGGAAACAUUGGCCAAUCUGGGCGGUGGGACACUGUUUACCAGUGUGUACAAUUGGACUUUGACUGUGUUCCCCGGGACAGUGUUUGUGAUCGACGCGAUUUUGCACUUGGCCAUGUUAUGCGGUUUUAUCUGGCUACGUCAACGUAUACGUUCAGACGAAAUACAGCGUUUCCUGAUCGACGAAUAG
Molecule: messenger RNA, 1554 nt
Organism: Echinostoma caproni
Lineage: Eukaryota; Metazoa; Platyhelminthes; Trematoda; Plagiorchiida; Echinostomatidae
Source: the annotation of a GenBank genome assembly